Pyrenophora tritici-repentis Pt-1C-BFP is the source of this 1245-nucleotide messenger RNA. RefSeq names its product Tymo-45kd-70kd domain containing protein. The record is from RefSeq and is a predicted model, not a curated record. Lineage: Eukaryota; Fungi; Ascomycota; Dothideomycetes; Pleosporales; Pleosporaceae.
AUGUCGGCCAGGCAUGCGCGUCUGCACAAACGAGGCAACUCCGCCUCUUCUACUGCGACGAGUCCCCUCAGCCCCGUCGCUGACUACGGCGCCUUUACCUUUGACCGCUCUUAUACUCCAAAGGUCCUCGAGGAGUCCUGGAUAGAGACACACCACCCCAUGCCUCAACCACCUUCUCACCAGCUUAAGAUUAAGCCCUACCUGCGCAAGCUCUCCUCCAAGGAGACUACCGGCCUUGAUCUCUCGCGCCCGGCUGCCGAGAACGACUUGUCUGGGCUGGGUAUUACUGAAUAUGGCGCCUACUCACGAUCCAUUUCCGAUGUCACCUUCACGCCGGUCAACCCCCGUCACAGGCACAACCGCUCCACCUCCAGUACCUCGCAGUUUUCAAACUCGUCUGCGGGCCUGCAGCGUCCUACGCCUUUGCCCACCCUCCGCCAGACCCCGCAACCCUACACGCCGCCAAUAGCACGGUCCUCACCGCCAUCAGUACUUGGAAGUGACCAUGAGGGCGAUGAUAUCAUGUCUGAUGACGAGGUUCGUCUGAAACAAAACUCGUACGAUCCCGCGCGCCGAUCAGGUUCCAUUUCCUCGGCCCAAGGUACAUCCCUACGCCUCCACACCAACAACUCGUCUACUCGACUCGCGGGCAGCUACUCUCAGUCCUCUGUUUCACUCACUUCACCCCUCAACCCGCCGAGGGCGCGGGGAGACACGCUCAAAUCCAUUGACACGACGACUUCGCCCAGCUCGCGCACCUCGUUCGACCAGACAUACCGCUUCAUUCGCGGCGGUCGCGACUCACCCGUCGACCCUGCCUCACGAGCUGCAUCCAUCCGCGCUGCAAGACUCAAGUUCGAGGAGGAGCAGCGGGCCAAGGAGCGCAAGUAUGAAAAGGUUGCACACAAGCAGCAGGAGCGCGACUACCGGAAACAGCUGAAAAAGGAAGACUUACAGCGCCGCAAAUCCGAGACGAUCGAUCGAACUGAAAUGACGCGCGCGCGCACUGUAUCCGAGGACUACCAGGAGAAGGCGCCGAGACCAUCCGUUGGCGGGCGUCAAUACUCUGACCACCGCCAGGCUCACUCGCACUCGCUACCCAAACUUGUGACGACGGUCGACCCCGAAAAGUCGAAUCCCUUUGGCGCCACACCCAAGGUCACAAAGAGCCGCGCGGCCAAGGGAAGGUGGCUGAGGUUCGUCACAUGGCUGAAGACGAGGCUAUUACGCAUGUCAGGAAAGUAG